CUCACCAUUAACGGUCUGUGAUGACAUUGCACAGAAACCCCCCAACAUAAUACAGAGCCGGAUGAAACUGAAAGUAUUCAGUACCAGAACUUCAGCAGAGAAACAGCAUGUCACCCCGAAAAGCAGCAAGAAAGAAAAAGGAAACCCAGCUUGUUUUGUACGCUGGCGCAGCAGACCUGAGGAUCGUACUUGUUGGAAAAACUGGAGCAGGAAAGAGUGCAGCAGGAAACACCAUCUUAAGAAGGAAUGCUUUUCUUUCCACCAUCAGUCCUUCUUCAGUAACAUCAGAGUGUAAGAAGGAAAUAGGAGAGUUUGAGGGUCAAACUCUGUCAGUAACUGAUACUCCGGGUCUGUUUGACACUUUCACAUCUGAAGACCAGAUUAAAAGAGAGAUCGCUAAAUGCAUCUUUUUUUCUGCUCCGGGUCCUCAUGUGUUCCUCAUUGUGAUCCAGCCGAACAGAUUUACUCCAGAAGAACAAGAAACUGUGGAAAAAAUUCAGGAGGUUUUUGGAGAACUAGCGGCAGAUUACACCAUGGCCCUGUUCACCCAUGGAGAUGAUCUGAGGGCAGAUGGUGUCUCCAUAGAAACAUUCAUUAAUAGAAAUCAAGAUCUCCGUGACUUCAUUGGCCAGUGCAGGGGAGGAUAUCAUGUCUUUGACAACAGAGACAGAGAUGUUUCUCAGGUCAGAGAGCUGCUGAACAAGAUCAACAGAUUGGUUCGGAGAAAUGGAAAAAGAUACUUUACCAAUGAAAUGAUAAGAAAAGUUGAGAGAGUUAAAAAAGAGGUUAUAAUUGUCAUACAGAGAGAAAAUAGGGGUAUGGAGAUUGAAGAAGCAAUAAGACGGGCAGAAGAGAGCUAUGCUAGGGGCGUUGCCUUUGGUUUGAUGAUGGGAGAAAGAAGAAAUGCAAUAGGAAGCUCUACUAGCAGGCAGAUAGCAGACAGCUAUAAUGCUGGCGUUACCAUGAGCAGUUUUACAACUUCUGGUGCUGCUGUUGGAGCUGUAUUAGGAGGCCCGAUAGGAGCUGCAGCAGGAGCUGCAGUGGGAGCUGCUGCAGCUGCAGUAACAACGAACAAUUGCACUAUUCAGAGCACAGGAAAAGAACAAUGGCAGGAAAGGGAAACCAAAACCUCUGUGUUUGAGAUCGCUCGUUUGUGCAUAUCACUGCAACACCUGGAGGUCAGCGGAAGUGCUGUGAGAGUCAUGUUUUUCGACUUCUCCAGCGCUUUUAAUACUAUCCAGUCUUCACUGCUACGAGUGAAGAUGGAAGGUAUGGGAGUAGACCAACACCUGACUGCAUGGAUUAAGGACUAUCUCACCAACAGACCACAGUAUGUGAGGCUGCAGCACUGUGAGUCUGACGUGGUGCUCUGCAGCACAGGUGCCCCUCAGGGUACGGUGCUCUCUCCCUUCCUCUUCACUCUAUACACUUCGGACUUCACUUACAAUAACACACACUGCCACAUCCAGAAGUUCUCUGAUGACACAGUCGUUGUUGGCUGUGUUUCUGAGGGGGACGAUCUGGAGUACAGGACAGUCAUCAGGGACUUUGUCAGCUGGAGUGAGCGUAACCAGCUCCAGCUAAAUACCAGCAAGACAAAGGAGAUGAUCGUGGACUUCCAGAGGAAAGCAUCCUCUCUCACACAGGUGAACAUCCAGGGAUCGGACAUAGAGGUGGUGGAGAACUAUAAAUUCCUGGAAGCGAACAAUAAAACACAAAGUCAAACAGAAACUAAAUUAUUUGGGAUCAGAACAUCAGCUGUUGAAGACAUGGCAGGUCGGCUGGCAGAAGAAGAGGAAAUGGAUUCCCAGCUUGCUUUGUUUGCUGGUGUACCAGGCCUGAGGAUCGUACUUGUUGGAAAAACUGGAGCAGGAAAGAGUGCAGCAGGAAACACCAUCUUAAGAGGGAAUGCUUUUCUUUCCACCAUCAGUCCUUCUUCAGUAACAUCAGAGUGUCAGAAGGAAAUAGAAGAGUUUGAGGGUCAAACUCUGUCAGUAGUUGAUACUCCAGGUCUGUUUGGCACUUCUACAUCUCAAGAGCACAUAAAACAAGAGCUGGCAAGAUGCCUCUUUUAUGCUGCUCCGGGUCCUCAUGUGUUCCUCAUUGUGAUCCAGCCGAACAGAUUUACUCGAGACGAACAAGAAACUGAAAAUAAUUCAGGAGGUUUUUGGGAAAACAUUAGGGAUGGAAGGAAUGGAGGGAGACCAGUGACGAAGUCCAUGGAGACGUGGGACCAGGGCCGGUGAGGGAUGGACAAGGGA
Molecule: messenger RNA, 2261 nt
Organism: Melanotaenia boesemani (Boeseman's rainbowfish)
Lineage: Eukaryota; Metazoa; Chordata; Actinopteri; Atheriniformes; Melanotaeniidae
Exons: 6
Coding region: 108-2246 (712 amino acids)
Molecular function (GO): GTP binding
Source: RefSeq, a predicted model, not a curated record